Messenger RNA from Caenorhabditis elegans, 982 nucleotides. RefSeq names its product ShKT domain-containing protein (gene phat-1). The coding region runs from base 1 to 885 and encodes 294 amino acids. The record is from RefSeq and is marked reviewed. The transcript is spliced from 5 exons. Lineage: Eukaryota; Metazoa; Nematoda; Chromadorea; Rhabditida; Rhabditidae.
AUGUUCCGUCAAUUCAUUAUUUCAUUUGCCAUAUUCUCGGUUGCAUUUGCUUGUGAAGCUUCUGAAUCUGAAGGACCGUGUGACGGUGGCAUUCUUGUGUGCCAGACACAGGUCUGUGACGUGGCAGCUGGUCAAUGCUGUCCUAUUACCACUGCUGCCGCUGUUACUUCAACCACUGCUGCUGUUGUGACCGAUUCCGAUGGAUCUACAGUAACCACAACUGCAUCAUCAGUUACAGUAACUUCUACCUCCACGACAACGUGUGCUGAUCGUGUCAAUCCAUCUACCGGAGUCUCUGAUUGUUCAGCUCUUGCCUACCUUUGCAACGACUCGACCUACUACACAGUCAUGACCCAGCAGUGCCCAAGAACAUGCGGUCGCUGUAAUUCUACUUCAACAAGCUCUACUAGCUGUGUUGAUCGUGUUAAUCCAUCCACCGGAGUUUCCGAUUGUCCAGCUCGUGCUGCUUUGUGCAACGACUCCAACUACUACACACUCAUGACCACUCAAUGCCCAAGAACUUGCGGAAGAUGCUCCACUUCUUCUUCGACUACUUCAUCGUCCACCACCUGUGCUGAUCGUGUCAAUCCAACAACUGGAGUUUCCGAUUGCCCAGCUCGUGCUUCUCUUUGCAACAACUCAGUCUACUAUGACAUCAUGACCACCCAAUGCCCAAGAACUUGUGGAAGAUGCACAUCAAGCUCAACUAUCUCUGCCACGUCAUCAGCUUCUACUACUGUUUCAUCCACUUGUGUCGACCAAGUCAACGCCGCUACAGGAACUUCCGAUUGUCCAAAUCGUCGUGCUUUUUGUACCAACUCCGCUUACAUUUCCCUUAUGCGUACCCAAUGUCCACUUACCUGCGGAUUCUGUACUGCUGGAUAAUUUUUGUGUUUGUGGAAAUAAUUUAUCUCUAAUUUAUGCACCGUCUGGUUUUUGUGAUUUAUGAUUCUAAAGUAAAUAAAAUAAUUUAAAUAAUUUA